Messenger RNA from Macaca mulatta (Rhesus monkey), 1691 nucleotides. It is a transcript of the gene SULT2A1, whose product is annotated as sulfotransferase family 2A member 1. Lineage: Eukaryota; Metazoa; Chordata; Mammalia; Primates; Cercopithecidae. Gene Ontology annotation, molecular function: sulfotransferase activity. The record is from RefSeq and is a predicted model, not a curated record.
AAACAUGUGACAGGCUGGGACAAGGUUAAAGAUCGUUUUCUCCUUGCUGUAAAAGCUGAUCUGCCUGCAGCCGCCACAGCCUCCAGCGGUGUCCACAGUUGGAACCCACGCAGGAAGAAGUCAUCGUGAUGUCGGACGAUUUCUUAUGGUUUGAAGGCAUAGCUUUCCCUAAUAUGGGUUUCAGAUCCGAAACCUUAAGAAAAGUACGUGAUGAGUUCGUGAUAAAGGAUGAAGAUGUAAUAAUAUUGACUUACCCCAAAUCAGGAACAAACUGGUUGAUUGAGAUUCUCUGCCUGAUUCACUCCAACGGGGAUCCCAAGUGGAUCCAAUCUGUGCCCAUCUGGGAGAGAUCACCCUGGGUAGAGACUGAGAUGGGGUAUAAAUUACUCAGUGAAGAGGAGGGCCCACGUCUCUUCUCCUCCCACCUCCCCAUCCAGUUAUUCCCCAAGUCAUUCUUCAGUUCCAAGGCCAAGGUGAUUUAUCUCAUGAGAAAUCCCAGAGAUGUUUUCGUGUCUGGUUAUUUUUUCUGGAAUAGCGUGAAGUUCGUUAAGAAACCAAAGUCAUGGGAACAAUAUUUUGAAUGGUUCUGUCAAGGAAAUGUGAUCUAUGGGUCAUGGUUUGACCACAUUCACGGCUGGAUGCCUAUGAGAGAGAAGAAAAACUUUCUGUUAUUGAGUUACGAGGAGCUGAAACAGGACACAAGAAGAACUGUAGAGAAGAUCUGUCAGUUCCUGGGAAAGACGUUAGAACCCGAAGAACUGAACUUAAUUCUCAAGAACAGCUCCUUUCAGAGCAUGAAAGAAAACAAGAUGUCCAAUUUUUCCCUCCUGAGUGUUGAUUUUGUAGAGGACAAAGCACAACUUCUGAGAAAAGGCAUAUCUGGGGACUGGAAAAAUCACCUCACAGUGGCCCAGGCUGAAGCGUUUGAUAAACUGUUCCAAGAGAAGAUGACAGAUCUUCCUCGAGAGCUGUUCCCCUGGGAAUAGUGUCCAAAACACUCUGGAUCUUAUAUGGAGAAUGACGUUGGUUCUCCUGUCCUUGUACAUGUACCCAACUGGGGGUCAUUGCAUAAGACUUAUUAUUUUAUCCUGAAGCCUUAAAUAUCAAACCUCUGCAUCUCUGAUCCCUUCCUUGUUAAAAGUUACCAGGCUUCCUGCCGGGCACGGUGGCUCACGCCUGUAAUCCCAGCACUUUGGGAGGUUGGGGGGUUGGGGGAUGAUCACGAGGUCAGGAGAUCGAUACCAUCCUGGCCAACAUGAUGAAACCUCAUCUCUACUAAAAAUAUAUAAAUUAGCUGGGUGUGGUGGUGCGUGCCUGUAGUCCCAGCUACUCAGGAGGCUGAGGCAGGAGAAUCGCUUGAACUCAAGAGGCGGACAUUGCAAUGAGCCAAGAUCGUACCACUGCACUCCAGCCUGGGUGGCACAGUGUGAGUCUGUGUUAAAAAAAAAAAAAAAAAACGAGCAGGGUUCAGAGAACCAGGGUUCAAAGCCCAGGGAUGCAGAGGUUGCAGUGAGCUGAGUCACGGCAUCCCAGACUUUUUUAAAUGCUUGCAAUAUUUCCAACUUACAGAAUGCUACAGGAAUAAUGUACGUACUACCUAAAAGGAUGUCUAAACAUUUUUUAAUAAAAAUAAAUAGCUACAGUGACAGAUUUUAGAGCAAAAAUUAGUAAUAAAAAUAAGAAAUAAAAUU